Psylliodes chrysocephalus is the source of this 11111-nucleotide messenger RNA. NCBI's taxonomy places the organism in Eukaryota, Metazoa, Arthropoda, Insecta, Coleoptera, Chrysomelidae. The record is from the annotation of a GenBank genome assembly.
AACCGUGAUAUAUCUGAUAGAUCAAUGCUUACUACACUUUGAUAAAUUUCAAAAAUCGAAAAAUAAUUAAUUACAGAACAAUUUUAAAUAUAUCAUAAAAAAAUCGAGUAUCACUUAAAAUCUAUCGUUAAUUUAAUAAUACGUAGAUACUUAAGGAUUUUUUUUACAGAUACUCGUCCUAUACGUUUUUAGGAUGAUUGUUCAAAACUCUCAAUAUACCGGUGGACGGAUCCUCAAAUAUCUGAAGCACAUAACCUACUUAAACAUUUAAAAUUUUCUGAACAAUCAUUCAAAAAACUCACAGAACACCAAGGGAUAAUAUAAUAGAUUAUUUUGGACCAUCAAUAUUAUCUAAGUUUAAUUACACAGAACUAAUACAUUUUUAUGGACAACAUAUCCUGAUCUACGUACCUAUCUAUAGUAUUGGACAUUAAGACCUACAUAUAAGAUUUUUUUACACUUAAGUUCUACUUAUGUUCUAACAUUAGCACAUUUAAUAAUUAGCACAACAUUUCCAAAUAUGGCAUCCAAAAUUGUGCAUAUUUUUUAGUGCGCUUAAAAUUUUAAAUUAUGCGAAUGUGUCGGAAUCAUCCUUUUCAAGACUAUAUUUAAAUUAUAUUUUACAAGAUAUCUUCUAUACAGGGUAUAACUCAAUUGCAUGUAUAUAUUAAAAGUGACACUUAUAUAAGUGCAAAUAAUAAUUGAAGACACUUUUGGAUAGUUCACCAUAUAAUAUAGACCCUUUAACAAUUUGAAUUGUAUGUACCUCGGCCCUUUAUGCACUUGUAUCUUCAAUUAUAAUAAAAUUUGAUAAUUUAGUUGAAAUAUGGUUAAAGUAACUCUUAUAGAAAGUCCCAAUACAUUCAAUUUUAUUCUCAGAGGUGCUGACUGAGGUGACUUAAUUUUUGCACAUGAUCUCUGCCAACUUCAGUGGCGAAAGGCGAAUGUCUUUCGUAUCUGAGGUGGGGAGAGUCGGUUGCCCUGCAUCACUCAUGCCUCAUAAGGCACAUUGUGCAUCGUUCAGCUCGUCUAAAAUCCUGCUGGUUGACAACGUCAACUGGUGGACUUCUAUCACCCCGUAUACAUAAUGGUAUUAUUCAAAAUAACAUUUUUGCAUAUUCUGGGAGAGUUUAAAUAAUACUUUGAUUUAAUAUCUACAUGUAUUUCAAUAAUACCCUGUAUAGUCGCUUUUAUUAACUUCCUAAUUAUGUUAACAACGUCGUAUCAUUUAAGAGUUGGAAGAGUGUAUAUAAAAUAAAGAUAAAUUUGAUAAAAUCUUGACACCCAAACAUUCAGCAAUUUAUUAAUUUUUCCGAUUCAGACCUAUAUUAUUUUUUGUUAUUACUCUUGUUUUUCGUGCAAUAUUUAUACUUUUAAUAUAUUUAACAAAAUAGACUAAUUUUUAAUGUAAAUCACAUUUUAGACUUUUUUUAAGCAAUGCCUUAUUUGGAGUUUAGCUUAGAAUAACUAUGAUACAUGCUUUUUCAGGAAUUUCAGUCAAAUUCGAUAAAAGACACUAACUUUACCGUUUGUCAAUAUAAAUAAUACUAUUCCUGAAACAGAGUACUUGCUAAAUAUUUAUAUACAUUCAUGUUGAUUUUAUACCGAGAAGCUCGUACUUACAAUAAAUAUGUGUAACUACAACAAUAUAAAUAUCUGUAUGAGUUUAAUAUUACUAAUUUACAAAAAUUAUAUAGAAUUUUGAGUUUUACAGGAUGUCUAAAAAGAAUUAAUAUUAUUUGAAAGAUUUGCGUUUUCAAUUACUAUCAAAAAUUUGAUGUAUUUUACUUUUUAUACGCAAUUAUACCCGCAUCUGUUCUAAAUUUAUUUCAAUACCUCGCACAACCAAAUUUACGGCAUUUUUAAAUAACACGGUAUUAUAAAAAUAUUUCUACUUGUCUAAUAGAACUAGACACCCUGCUGUAUAGCAUUCCCGUACAUCAGAAUGAAGAAAUUGGUUUAGAACUGAUUAUUUCUACAAUCGAGGUCUGUUGAGUUCAACUUUAGAUUCAACUUAGAACAUUAUCGUUUUCCUAAUUUUACAUCGCAUUUGCUAAAAUCACUAUAAAGUUGCAGGUUUCAAUUUCUAACCGAAUUAUUACCAAACUUCUUCAAAUAUAGGAUAUUUAAGGAUAACUACUAUAUAGGUACGUUUAAUAAAUAAAUUCCGACUACUUUCAAUUUAUCUAAACAUUAAAUUACCACUUUUGUUCAGUCUCCCGUGGUUACUUCUCGUAUAACCAGAUGUGGUGGUAGUAUAACGAGUGAAUUACCAGGUUUUAUGUAGUCUUAUUUAAGUUUACGAGCAGUUUUAUCCAUAAGUACAUUUAGUCCAGUAACUGAAGGGUCAAACCUGAGGAAAAUUCGCCGAUGAGUUCCCACAUAGCGCAAUUCGUAGGUCAUCGUAGGUGUUUUUAAACGAGAAAAUCCUUAACGCGUUCUUGGUAUCGGAAGGGGCUGAAAAUGGACCCCUAAAACCUGGAAAAUGGGUUUCCCGCUAAUAUCUGACUGAAUAUGCCAAUUAGAGAAUUUUUGUUCAGACAAAAAAUGAAGAUCAGCUCAUUAUCUACAAAAAUGGCCCUUAGUUUUCGAGAUAAUGGCACUGAAAAGUCCCCUCAUUUCAGCUGCUGCUCUACCUGCAGGCAUUCCGCUUUCUAUGAAUUAACGUGUAAGCGGGCGGACGAAUUGUUCCAUAUCUCGGGAAAAAAAUUGAUAUUUUUUAAUGAUUCAAAGUUCAUUGCAAUGGGAAAGCCCGUAGCUACAAUUCCAUGUGACUUGAAGUCAGUUCGUGUUUGCCAAACAUAUUUUUAAAAGCGGUCAAAGUUUUUUUCAACAAUAUUUAGAGACUGCUUCAUUAAUUUAUUCAUAUUUUCUUUAAAAAUAGUCUUGAAUGAUCUCAGAAAUUUUUUUGUAAUAUUUUUUUUUGGGUUUUAAUAUAAAAUUGAUUUGUUUAUUUACAUGUUUUAGCCGAUUUCGGAGUUCCAUAGAAUCUUCGGAACAAGCGCGAGUUAUAAUCUUAUGAUCCGUUAUAUUGAUUUCCAAUGAACAUCAUUUUAAAGCUUAGAUGGUCUACUUUUCGAAUAUAUUUUUUUAUUUUCAAUAAAGUCUAAUAAUUUUAAAGAAAUGAGGAAAAUUGAUCACACGAGUGAAAACCGGCCUUUUUUUGUUUAACCAUUUCUUGUUCCCCGCUCUUUAUUUUCAAUCCCCAUAUCCGUUCUUGGUUCUAAAACGGUUGUUACAAUUAUAUACUUCAUUUUUACGCUCCCCCUCCGAGAUCCAUGAUAUUGUACAUACCUAACCUAACCUCGUGUACCCACGCGGCGAUAAUUGUCUGCAUGUGUUUGUAUACUAUCUAUGUUUUGGAGUCGUCGGCUUGACCGGAUUAUUGAUGUACUGAUGAUAUUUAUUCAUUAUUUAUUUUGAAUUAUUUAUUUAAAAUAAAAUAAAUAUUUUUCAUUAAAUUAAUUCAGUUAUAAAAAACAGAAGAAGUGUUUAAAGUGAGAAAUUUCCACGUUAUACCUUUUUUGUUGGAAGCAGAAAAUAAGGUUUGUUUUAUUUUGCCUCAACUUUACUUGGUGUAAUUGUUCUAACGGUUGGAUCAUCUAUUUUUUGGUAGCUCUUGGUGUUGUUGAAAUGGAAGCGGAUUCCGUUCCCAGAAUGCUUUCUUUGUAAGGAGGGUGUUGUGGAUGACGGUGUAAAUGUUACUAGUGGUUUAGAAAAUUUGAUUCGAGUGAGCAAGGAGAGAUGCGAUAAUUUCCACCUAUUUUUCCAGAAACAAUCCUCUGUACGAAUGCACAACAAGUGUAGGGACCGCUAUAUUAUUAAAUCUCGAGGCAAGUUCGCGUACAACGAGUUUGACAAGCACUCUUCAAGACGGUUGGACCAUUUAACGAGCCCGAAGAGACAAAAGAAGCGAUCCCAUAGUGGCUUUGACUUCAAAAACAAUUGUUUGUUUUGUCAGUUACCUGCUUCGAUAGAAAAGGAGAAAAGAAAGAGCAGUUUGGUAAAGAAGCAUACCAUCGUACUUGUUUCGAACACAGAAUUCAAGACCACACUUCUGAAACAGAACACAGUUUAUAUUGAUAUAGAAAAGUAUAAAGCGACGCUAGAAAUAAUUUCUGGGAUCGACCUCACAGUUGUUGGUGCAAGAUAUCAUGAAGUCUGUCGACUGGCAUUCUAUCAAUUGUCUGAAAAAGCUUCUGGUAAGGCUAAACCGAAGGGACGGCCCAAGGACUCAGAUAUUUCAGCACAGAUUGAGAGAAUUGCUGCUAAUAUUAUGGAAACUGGGGGAAGAAAUGUACACCAUGGCAGAGUUGACCAAAAUUGGAGGUAUUUAUCAUUAUUAACCAGUUACAUGAUCUGGAAGUAACAAAAAUAUUAUUCGGUCAUUGGUAGUGUUUAAAAAGUAAAGAGAAGUGAAGUGACAAUGGUUCAUAUGGAUUACCGAAUGAUAAUAAAAUAAAUAAGUAAACUGUUGUUCAGUUUUUGGUACUUUAACCGUCUUAAGAACGGCACACAAUAGCCUCACAAUAGCUCUUGUGGUGAGCUCUUUCGCCGCCAAAUGGAAGGUGUAAGCCAGUUUCAGCAUUGAAAUGAAUUCGGUUCCCAUUGGAGCCGCUUUUUUCACUGUUCCCAAGGUGCUGUUGCAAGUUUUGCAGUACAAAUUGCUGUUAGACUUUUAGACGCUCAGACGGUGACUGCAAAGAAUCAAGUAUUGUUCCAAACCUUACAGCUGCACUUGGGGAACUGUGAAAAAUGACACUUAAAUUUACGCCAGAUUCAUCGCAAAGAAAUAAAGUUAUAUUCCCGGAAGAAUUAGAGGUGGAAGUAGACAUAGAGGUAGAAGAAGAGACAGAAGGGUUGCAAAGCAAGGCGGCAGAAAUACAGCUGGAGGAAGAGAGAGACAGGACGACAGGGGGAAGGGUAGAAAUGGAACAAGAGGGAGUAGGCGACGAGAAUACCGUUGACGAUGAAGAAUAUGUAUAUGAUUCUGAUGACUUGGAGUGAUUGACCACACCCUAGGUGUUAUGUUAUGUUGUUAUGUAUGUUUUAUAUCCAACCAAUUCUUCCAAAUAAAUGUAAUUUUUCAAAGACUUGCGUAUUUUUUCCGAAACCCUGCACCCAUACUAUUCCGAAAAAAGUUUGCAAAAAAUCGCAAAAAUGCGAAAAAUAUAUAAAAUGGUUGUAUGGUGAAUAUUCACCACGCUCUAAAAGUUGUCAUUUGCUUUUAGCCAAAACAACGGGAUUCAAGACCUUGGCACAAGGAAAAAUAAAUUUUUGCAAUUUUCUGGUAAAUUUGCAACUCAAAUUGCACAGAACAUUCGCUAAUACAAUUGAGAAAAACCUACUUUGCAGAAAAAAAUCAGGUGAAUAAUCGAUUAUUUCAGAGAUUUUUAUUUACGGACUCCGUAAUUUAGCGAGAAGAGCAAAGGUGCUGGCGUCAUCUGCAAUUGGUCUCUAAAGUCCAAAAGAUGAAGAUCAAUGUAUUUCCAACCCCAUCGAGCGGAAAUUCGGCAAGAAACUACCAUAUCUAUUCAAUAUGAAAAUUAUGGAUUUUUCGAAGUCUGAUUUUGCAAAAAAUAUUGGCAUUGUGAACAAAUUGGUAGGGAUUAUUUUUGUAGAGAAUGAGCUAAUCUUCAUUUUUUGUCUGAACAAAAAUUCUCUAAUUGGCAUAUUUAGCCAGAUAUUAGCGGAAACCCCUUUUUCAGAGCUUAGGAGUCCAUUUUCAGCCCCUUCCGGUACCAAGAACGCGUUAAGGAUUUUCUCAUUUAAAAACACCUGCGAUGACCUACAAAUUGAGCUAUGUGGGAACUCAUCAGCGAUUUUUUUACAGCUUUCGAUCAUUUUCAGUCCUUCACAUACUGGACUAAUUGUUAUUUUUUAUAGUACCUAAUUCAGCUUGUGAUUUUAGACUGUUUCUUCAUUGUUUCCUACCUUCUAUCCUGUCAGAAAUCUAGCGUUAUUUUCGGUCAACUUGUGCAACCAUGUCAUGCAUAUUUUUAUUAUUUUUUAGGCGACAGCCACAAAAAAAUAACAUUUUACCGAUUUAGUAACAUCCUUACAGUAUAACUGUUUUGGCCGCAUUUUAUUUAUUACUUAACAAAAAAUUGAAACUUUUCUUUUGACGAGACAUUCGCUUAAAAAAUAUUGUGUGCACCUCGGCCGUAUGUUCUUUUUUGGCUUAAUCAGAAGUUGCUUGGACUCAAUCGCAAAAUUUUAUUCAGACAAAAGAGAUCAAAUUUACGACCUUGGUACACAAAUAACUAUUGUUGUGUAUUUUUCUGUAUUCAUUGUCUGUUGUUAACAGAUUAGUACUAGUACUAUACCUGAUACAUAUAUAUUUUUUUAAAUAUUUCAAUAUGUUGGUUAUGAAAACGGUGUUUAUGAAUGAUAAAAGAUAACGAAUUAUACUACCAUAACUGGAUUGUUAAUAUUACACAUUAAUUUUAAGACCUAAUUACCUUCAAAUUUACAUAAUAAUACUUUUCCGAGGAUCACUUCUAAAAUCGUAUAAAAAGUUUAAAUUAUUGUAAAAAGCAUUUUUAUUCUAGUUACUAAUUUUUGAGUGAAAGAACUUUUAGAAUGUUGAUUAGUUUAGUAAAGCCAAUUUAUUGUGAUAGAUAUGUUCGAUAUAUAAUUUCAAUUUUUGUAAUCAAUUAAGUGUGAAGAAUGAGAUGCGCCUAUAUAAAUAAUGUCGAAAACUUUUAUUUGAUUCUCAACAACUCAUGAGUAUUUGGAUUUUAGAUUAUCAUUAUAUUUAUGAAUACUAAAUUUGGUAAAUCAAAUCAAAGUGUGAAGUCUGUAUUUACAGGUUUAGAGAAUAUACUUGUAAAUAUUCUUAUUAUGCCAGGUAAGUUUCUAGUAGUUAUAAAUGUUUUAUAACUAUUGUAUAAUCGUGGAAUAUACAAUAAAUGUUAAACUUAAAAGUUCAAAGGUAAUACCUUAAAUAUCCAAAGUUUUAUUUUAGUUAAGGGCUCAAACUUUGUUAAAUUUAAUUUGAACUUGUAAGUUUUAAAUAUUAUAUUGGUGUUUCAAUCAUGAUUUUAAAAUUAAUGCAUUUAUUGUAUAAUUUAAAGACAUUAAAGUGAUGUAAAUGUCUGAAAAACUAAAUUAUAUUUUUGAUCAGUAUUUUGGAAAGUCUAUAUUCGGUAUUUUAAAUUGGCAUGGCAGAGUAAAUCGUUUUUAAUAUUAGGUAUGUAAUAUUCUUAAUCUAAGAAUAAAUUAUUAUAAAUAACCCUUUUUGGCUUUUUCGUAUACAAAUAGAUAUUUUUUAAUCAAUAUUUUUGUUAGUAGCAGUUAUUUUAUAAUUGUAAUUUUUAAGUCAACGCUUAAUGUGUAUCACAGAAAUUUUGUUUAAGUACCAUAUUACAUUUUGGUUACGUUAUUUAUAUAUUUUAGAGUGUGUACUUUUUGCCAAUUGGUUCAUUAUAUCAUAUAUGUAUUUGAAAUUUAUCAAACCAAUUGGUUAAGUAGCUUUCAGUACGGUUUAGACAUUAAAAUAGUAUUUAUUUAUUUGUAAACUUAAUAAAAAUGAAAAUAAGUUGAAAUAUUUAAGAACAAAUAAUGUGAAUAUUUCAACCUACUUAUAAUAGGUUCUUAAUUUUUAAAUCCCGACUGGCAGUUAUGACUAGUCUAAUUCCUUCUAUUGUUCAAAAGAUCCACGAUAACAAGUGGUAUUUCUGCAAAUUAAAUAAUAAGAGUUACAUCAAAAUAAGGGAGGCAUUAUACAGAAUGAAUACUAGGCUUCAACAUUAACGAAUCUUUAAAAUUUAUAAUAUUAAUAUCGAGAAUGCAAAUAAUUAUUGUUAAAACCUAAUCUCAUUCUAUACAGGGUGUAACAAAAAGGUAGACCAUAAAUUAUGUCAGAUAUUCUGUAGUCAAAAGUGUACACAAAAAGAGUUAUAACCUUUUGAAGUUACAAAUUGAAUAUUUAUUUUUCCAAUAUCUCGGAAAGUGUUGAAAAAAUUUGGCAUGAAAAAAAGACAUAUAUGGUCUGCUUAAGCUUUUCAGAAGGGACACCAAAUACAACACCAUGUAAUAAUAAAAUCUAUAGUCAGCUGAAUUCAGUAGCGCAUCCAAAGUCGGUAGUCUGGGGGCGGGUAGUGGUUAUAUAUAAAAGACCUUAUUUUUGAUAAUAAUACAUUAGUAGGAGAUAGGUAAUUACCUCCAUUCCCCUUCCUGGCUGAAUUGAGGUGGCUUUGUAGCCUACACAGGGCAACGCACAACAGAGCCGUCUACUUUAUCAUUCCAAAACUAGCAGAUAUGUAAACAAAUCAUGGUAGGUACGCAGGUGCGUUUGUAUCUGCGUGUGUUUUUAAUUAUUUAGUGUGUUAGAGUUUGUAAUAUUGCCUGUGUAUUGUUUUUGGUAUGUACAAAGGUUGCUUUUUGAAAUGACAGCUGUUGUAUUACUGCAUCUGCAUACCUUCCUUCCGAUGCAACCACGCCACCACCCAGUAGGAUCUGAUUGCAUACUGCCUGGAACAGAAGUUUGAGCUGGUAAUAGGUUGCGACUCAAACGCUCAUGACUUCAGUUGGGGCAGUAAGGAUAAAAACGCUAGAGGUAAGUCACUUUAUGAUUAUAUAAUUACCAAAACUCUUGGUAUUUUAAAUAAAGGUACUACACCAACAUUUUAAACUUUCGCAGUUAAACAUUAAUAGAUAUCACUUUAUCCACAACUGCUUUUGAUAAAACCACCUCCUCAAAGAUAAUACACACACCAACCAACAGAAAUGUUCCAAAAAUGAUUAGUAGGUGGAUACAUAACAUGCUCUCAAAGCGAGCAGUAAACAUAAGUGUAGAAGAUGUGAAUAUAAGAGGCUUGGUUGCGAGGGAAUGUCCACAGGGAGGGGUGCUAUCACCUCUACUGUGGAAUAUGGUCCUCGACACCCUCUUCAGCCACCUCAAUAAUGACAGUCACUGCACAAUAGCAUAUGCAGACGACCUGGUCAUUCUGCAAACAGGGAAUUUUGAGAACAUACUAUGCGAAAGAAUGCAUAAGUAGCUCUAAAAAUUAUAGAACAGUGGUGCAAAGACUGUCUAUCAAUCCUAAGAAGACAGAAGUGAUCCUUUUCACAAGGAAAAGGAUGAAAAUGGAAUUAAAAUCUCCAGAACUCCUAAACUUUGCAACAGAGGGAAGUACCCAGGUCUCACCUUUGACAGCAAGUUAACAUGGAACUCGCAUUUAGAAAAUAGAGGUAAAAAAGCAUACAUUGCUUAUGAACAAUGCCGCCGAACCGUAGGGCGCACCUGGGGUUUCUCCCCAGAGUUCUCGCAUUGACUUACACAGCUAUCAUAAGACCUAUGCUAACAUACGGUGCAGUUGUCGGUACCGAAAGCCCAAAAAUUAACAGCUAUCCAUAAACUAGAACAAAUCAAAAGAACAGUAUGUCUCAACACAACAGGAGCCAUGGAAACAACACCGACCAGAGCCAGGAAGUCAUUUUUAGUCUCACUCCCCUUGAUAUUUACAUCAAGAGGAGGUUACUCUGACAACAAUGACACGCCUCCGCACGGUUGGAAUAGAACCUGAUGUAGGAUUUGGUGAGGCGAGACGUCGUUUUUGACAGGAGGCGCUCGAUACGCUCUCACUGUUUCAAGCGAACAUGGACUCCAUCUCACCAAGAUAUAUCUUCUAUAAGCCAUAUAAAGUUAUCAUAGUGGCAGGUACGAUUCAUAUCUACACCGACGGUUCUAAAACAAAACAAGGCUCAGGAUGUGGAAUAUACUCCAGAUUCUUAAACCUAAACAUAAAAUGGGCUGUGAGCAAUGGUGCCAGUGUACUUCAAACAGAGCUAACGAGGAUUCUCAUAGCAGAAAAAGAAAUAACCAGAAACAAUAUCACUGGAAAGAAUAUGCUCAUCUAUACAGAUAGCAGACAAGCACUACUCCCCCUGAACAGACUACGAAUUUACUCAGAGUUAGUACUAGAAUUUCACGAAGCUUCGGAUCAAAGGUCACGCCACAUCGAAAGAAAAUCGUCUUGCUGAUUCACUAGCCAAGAAAGCAGCCAACCAAAUACUUUUUGGACUUGGCCCUUCUAUUGGCCUGAAAAAAUCGGUAGUGACAUACCUAAUUAAAGAACAUUCCCUUGUGAAAUUCAAGGAAAGAUGGGAUGAAACAAGAAACUGCAGAGUUGCCAGGGAGCUCUUAAGUUAUCUUGACAACACUGCAACAAAGAAACACUUGACUAUGACAAGACAGAAUCUGCGCCUAGUCACAGGCAUUCUGACUGGUCAUUGCCAAGUACGGAAGCAUCUUCAUAUCAUGGGGUUGUCAGAAUCCGCACUCUGCAGAGGGUGCGAACAAGAAGAUGAGACCAUCGAGCAUAUCCUUUACUCGAAGCUCUCAUUUAUUAGAAGAUUUGUGUUUGGCGAGUAUCGGCUAACACCGGCCGAUAUAAGAGAAGCACCUCUUGGCGACGUUGUCAACUACAUUAAAUCUGUAGGCUGGCUCACGAGCUAGGAGGUGACUAUCAUCUUAGGAGGAUGCAUAAUGGGCCUUAUGAGGCCUAAGUGCCGUGGGGGUAACCCACCCUCCACAAGUUACAGAUAUUGCUGCAAGUUUUUGAAUAAAAGUAUGUCCCUACACAAGGACAAAUGUACUUAUAUUAGUAGAAAAACGAACAAGAUAGUCAUUGACGGAAGAGUCAGGAUAUUGAUUAAAGACAUAUUAAAGUUGUCAGAAAAUGAAUUGUCCGAUAUCGAUAUGUUAACUGAUGAUGGAGAAUGGGCAUAUCAAAAAAUUGAUGAUUUUAUAAACGAUAUGCAUACGGAUAACAUAGAGAGUGAUAAUAAUGCUGAAUAUGCUAAAUAUACUGAAUAUGCUGAUUUAUAAACAUUUAUUUUUGUCAAAAAAUUAUAUCAAUCAAUUUUUUGUGACUAAUUAUUAAAAACUUUUCUAAAAAGUUCCAAGGACCAAAAGAUAUUCAAAAUGAAUGCAUUAAAGCAACGGUGGUACGAGAAUAACCUAUUUAUGAUGUAUAUAAAAGUUUGAGGGGUCUAGUUAAUCACAAUUCCCCUAAAAUUUGAUUGGGUGCAUUGUUUUCGUAUUUUUUUAAAGUUGCUUUUAUACUUAUUUUCAUGACAAAUUGUUAAUCAGAUUCCGAGUUAUU